AGCAAACCCUCGAGCAGCUCUCUCCUAAUCCAGUCGAAGACGCUGAGCCCACUGAACUAUCGCCGGCGUUUUCGAGAGCCUCUAGAGUUCCUCGCCUUUGUCAAGCAGCUUUUAACAACUUCGAUCUGAAGCUUCGGACGCUCAGCUCUUGCUCUCCAAGCUCACUGUUCCUGUAAAGAGCUUUGAGAACCUUUCCAGGUGCUUGAUAAACAUCAAAUUGUUAUUGUUGGAUCAGCUGUUGCUUCUAUUCUGGUGGUUGUCCUUCGGGCAUGUGCAAGGAUCCUUCAACUUCAGACUUGAUUUACACCUAAGACAUUUGGACAGCAAAAAUGAAGGUGAAGAUACUAAACUGGCACGCAGUGGCUUCAUGGACAUGGGACGCCCAGGAUGAAACAUGUGGAAUCUGUAGAAUGGCAUUCGAUGGGUGCUGUCCUGACUGCAAAUUUCCUGGCGACGAUUGCCCGCUGAUAUGGGGUGCCUGUAACCAUUCCUUCCACCUUCACUGCAUCUUGAAAUGGGUAAACUCGCAGACUUCACAGCCUCAUUGUCCAAUGUGCCGUAGAGAGUGGCAGUUCAAAGGAUAAUAAGUGGUUACGGCCUUAUUUUGUUGUGCAGUGUGUCUGCUCUUCACGAUGAAAGUGCAUUGGCUGAUUUUUAUGUAGUUUCGGAGAUGAUGAAUGAAUUGCUCUCUUUUUUUUUAUGUAUGCCAAUGCUAAUAUCUACUUUCGUGUCAGGCUUAAUUUUAGAUAGUAAAUACAGCUCCUGUACUUUUUUGCCCUCAGUUCAGAGGAUAAGUUAGUCUUCUUAGACCGAGUGCAGAAGGUAAUUUAUAGUCAUGUGAUUCUCAUAAGACAUCUCAAUGUGAUUUGAGAAUUAAUGCGGUCCGGAGUUUUGGGGUGUAAUAA
Molecule: messenger RNA, 905 nt
Organism: Asparagus officinalis (garden asparagus)
Lineage: Eukaryota; Viridiplantae; Streptophyta; Magnoliopsida; Asparagales; Asparagaceae
Product: anaphase-promoting complex subunit 11
Exons: 4
Coding region: 330-584 (84 amino acids)
Biological process (GO): positive regulation of mitotic metaphase/anaphase transition; anaphase-promoting complex-dependent catabolic process; protein ubiquitination
Cellular component (GO): nucleus; anaphase-promoting complex
Molecular function (GO): ubiquitin protein ligase activity; zinc ion binding; cullin family protein binding
Source: RefSeq, a predicted model, not a curated record